CAUGGCUCUAAAAGAGCCACGUGGUCUUCAAGCCUGCAUAUAAAAUCAUAAUGGAUUCUAUAAGCCUAGAGACUGGCAACCAGGCUGACUCUGGUGGUGGUAUCCUGCAGACCUUCUGGGGACUCUCCUCACUAGAGGAGGAAGAGCAGCUCCAGUCAGCCAAGCAACUAAUCACCUCCUUGCAGAAAUCACAGGAGGCAUGUGGUGAUGAAGAGAUGUGCUCGGAUAUUCAGUACACUGUGAAGCGGCUCAUCAGAGGGCUAGCGUCCAACAGGAAGGGUGCACGGCAGGGCUACUUCAUCAGCCUCACAGAGCUAUUGUCUGUGUCCCCCGCUAUCCCCGUGUCUCAAGUGUUGCAGCUGAUACGCUCCCACCUGGAGCCCACUGGUGGUGACAAGGCUGCAGAAGAGAGGGGCUUGUACUUUGGGAAACUGUUUGCUCUCCUAGCACUCAUCAAGUCAGGCAGAGUCAGCGACAAGGAGGACAUUGUCAACGUGGCUCAGCAGUUGCAUACUUGCUAUCUAAAGAAGAACUACCUUCGAGAGUUUUGCUAUAUCUCUAUCGCCCACCUCGUGGACUUGUGCCACUCUCAGGGAAAUGAUGACAUCGUCCAAGAUGAAGUGAUACCCAUUGCCCUGGAUACAGAAUGGGACGGGUGUACAGCUGAACAACUGUUCCUAUAUCUUCACAUGAACAACAUUUACGGAAAGGAGAAGUGGUUUCGUAAGUACUUGAGUAAGAAGCUAGGCAGUAAGAAUUUGCUGAGUGAGGGAUGCAUGGAGCAGCUUGUUCCUGUGCUGAUGGAGUCAACCUCUGCUCACCCUCGACUACAUAAUGUGUGGGCGUUGGUCCUGGAGGCGAUUAGAGGGAAAGAGGUCUUCGAGCUAUUCUGGAGGACUGUGGUGGAUGACUCUUUGUUUUCCUCAAGCCACGAGCGUCGCUACCUGGGUUUCAAGCUGCUAGAGUCUCUCCUCCCCUCACUAACAGUGGGUGAGGUGGCCAUCACACUCUCCCCCAACCUGCUCUCCUGUCUCCUCAACAACUCAGCAGCCAAGGAUAACUACCUCCAUCUGGCUGCUAAACACUUGCUGACUGAGAUGUCUGCUCUUGUGACUUCCUCAACUGACAGAGAGCUUCUGAUUGCAUUGUACCUCCAGCUGAAAAUAAGUACGCACAACAAGUUUGACCAGCUGUGUGGAGUGAAGCUCACUGAACAAGUGCUGACUCAGCUCUCAGUGGAAGGAGUAGGGCUGUUAUUGGAUAGACUGACUGCCCUUCUCUGUCACCCAUCACAGCUCAACACUGCUACCAUCAAUGGUGUUGGUGCUGACACUCACUCGGUACAGCUGUGGGCCGUGGACGAGAUCCUACUCAUUCUCAGACAGCGUAAACUGCCCCGGCAUUCUACAUGGAUUCUGAAAGCCACCAAAACCCUGCUCCUGUUCUCACUGUUUCAACUUCCUCCUUCCUCGAAGAAGCCCCUACCACAGGAGCUACUGAAGUGUUCUCCUGAUGUUCCCUUCUCAAGCUCCAUACGUCAAACUCUCUCUCAGCGUCUGGCCAGCGCUAUAUCCGACCUCAGUAGCUUGGCCCUCACAAAAACUCCUCUCUCGAAUAGCGAAAAUUCCUCCGAUUCUGUUGCUGAAGACAAAAUGGCCGCUACCGAGGAACAGGGUCAAAAACGAUGGACUACUGGUAUCCCUGGAGUGAUGGAAGAUGGUGGCUACUUUCUGUCUGCUCUGGUUAAGUACGUUGAUGAGUUGACAAAUGAUGGAUUGUGUCUGGUAGAGGAGCUAGCAGAAGAUGUUCUUGAAGCGUGGGCUACUUCAAUCGAACACGUUGCCUCUCUUACAAGCAAGGAGAGUUUGACUCCUGAGGAGAGGGCCUUCCUAUUGUUAUUCUCUGCCACUGGUUUACAGUUACUCACUUCAACAGAGGAGAGAGAUUCAAUGAGUAAAACUGUGCAGGAGUUGAGCAUUUGCUUCAAUGAGAUGAGCCAGUCGCUGGUUAAGAGAAGGACUCCUAAGAAAGUCAAAGGUCCUGGUUGGAUGGCCGUGCUCACUGAUGUCUUACUCGGACUGCUCUCUCACUCAUCACAGCUAUGGAGGAAUGUUGUGGAGCAGGUGUUCAAACAGCUGACCCACUGCGUGACUACAGACUCACUCAAGCUCAUCCUAGAGGUGCUGGAGCCAAAGCAAUCCAAAGAUGACAUCAUGGAGGUGGACGGAGAGGAGGGGAGUGACUCUGGUGAUGACGGCAGUGAUGCUGGUGACGGUAGUGAUGCUGGUGACAGUGGUGAUGAUGGUGAGGCUAGUGACAGUGGUGAGGACUCUAGUGUGGGCGGUGAUGAGGUGGUGGACCCGCUGUUCAGAGCUGAUAUACGGAAGGCGCUCGGAGCAGCUGGUAUGGAUAGUGACGUCGAGAGUGGGGGCUCUGUGGAUGAUGAUGUCAUGGCAGCCAUUGACAACGACCUGGCUGAAGUAUUCAGGACAAGGUUCGCACUCAAGCAUCAGAAGAAGGCAAAGAAAGACGAAGAGAAAUCUGUCGUUCAUUUUAAGUUGAGGGUACUCGGUUUAGUGGAGGCAUUUAUCCGCAAGGAGACAACCAACCCUCUUGUGCUGGAAGUGGUGGUCCCCCUGUACGAGGUGAUCCAAGGCGCUCAGAGUAAGAAAGACCAUGCCCCACUCGUUGAUAAGGCUAAAGGGAUCUUCAAGAACAGGCUGUGUCACAUGAAGGAGUACCCUAAGACAAACAUUGACUUGAAGCGCAUCCAUGACAAUCUUCACCAGCUGGUGGACCACCUGAAUAAAGCGAACGCCCUCACAGCCCCACUCCUCACACAAAGCUUUCUCCUCCUCAUACGAGUGCUCCGUGGCAAUGCUACGAGUCUCCCUCUCCCUGCCAUCUCACCACUCACCACUCGCUCGGGACGGAAGAGGAAGAAGGUCGAGCAGGAGCCACAGUCACUAGAGCAUGGUGACCUGAAUGUGGAUCAGGUGACCGACUGGUUGGCUAGUGCACUCUCGGACUUUGUCACCAAGAAGAACUCCAAUAUCAAUCCAGUGUUUUUCUCCACCUAUAUUGAGAGGUACCCGAGUCUCGGUGUUCACCUCGCUCCCAAGCUCAUAGAACUUUUGCCACUCUCAGCCAACUACUUCAGGAAGACCCAGAUGUACGAGAUGCUGGCCGUGCUGAGAGGACAUGUGGGCGGCGGGGAAAGCCCCUUUGAUAAACUGUCUACUGAAGAUCUGGAAGCCAUUGAUGCGCUCACCAGCAAAUCCAAGAAGAGAAAAAGAACAAAACACAAAAAAUGACUUAGUACUGUGUAUAGGUAGCUGCUAUACAAGUUACAUACUUCAGUCUAUAAUUAUUGCUUUAUUUUGCACAGUCAUGAUAAAUUAUCUCAGA
Halichondria panicea is the source of this 3408-nucleotide messenger RNA. RefSeq lists its product as uncharacterized. The coding region runs from base 51 to 3314 and encodes 1087 amino acids. The transcript is spliced from 21 exons. Gene Ontology annotation, biological process: regulation of DNA-templated transcription. The record is from RefSeq and is a predicted model, not a curated record. NCBI's taxonomy places the organism in Eukaryota, Metazoa, Porifera, Demospongiae, Suberitida, Halichondriidae. Gene Ontology annotation, molecular function: transcription factor binding; sequence-specific DNA binding; RNA binding. Gene Ontology annotation, cellular component: nucleolus.